Messenger RNA from Phragmites australis (common reed), 969 nucleotides. RefSeq names its product non-specific lipid transfer protein GPI-anchored 20-like. NCBI's taxonomy places the organism in Eukaryota, Viridiplantae, Streptophyta, Magnoliopsida, Poales, Poaceae. The record is from RefSeq and is a predicted model, not a curated record. The transcript is spliced from 4 exons. Bases 232 to 813 code for a protein of 193 amino acids.
UAUUUUGAUCAACAAGUAAUUGACCCAUGCACUGGCAUGCGUCAACAUUAGCUCGGUUCGUGCAACCAACUUGACCAAAUCCUUAUCUACCACAUGAAACAUUCUCCGAUAUAUGUACCUCAGUCACACAUGCAUAUAUACCUGCAAGGCUGCAAGAACACAGUUUGCUGCUUCAAAAAAUUUCCCUCCAAAGUUCUUGUUGCUCGUGGCUUAUUACACACCUGAGGACGCAUGAGACGAGAGAGGAUGGUGGGCGCGGCGGCCGCGCUCGUGGUGGUGGCGCUGGCAGCGGCAGCGGCGCCGGCGUCGGGGCAGGUGGCGACGUCGUGCACAGCGUCGCUGAUAACGACGUUCACGCCGUGCCUCAACUUCGUGACGGGCAGCACCAACGGCGGCGGGUCGCCGACGCAGCAGUGCUGCGGCUCGCUGGCAGAGAUGGUCCGCACCAAAGCCGACUGCGCCUGCCUCGUAUUCACCGGCAACGUGCCCUUCAGCCUCCCUAUUAACAGCACCCUCGCCAUCUCCCUCACCAAGCUCUGCAACUCCAUGUCCGUCCCGCUGCAGUGCAGAGACACCGCGACGCAAAUCCCAGCUCCAGGCCCUGUUGCAUUUGCUCCGGCGCUGCCUCCUCUGCCGCCGAUUCCACCAGAAUCGUCAGUGCAGCCAGAUUCUCCGGUGGAUCCGACGGCGGUGGAAUCGCCGCCGAUCACCCAGAGGCCAGUGGUGGUGCCCAGCUCGGCGUGGAGGAGUUCUCAUGUGUCCGUGGCGGCUGUCGCCAUUGUACUGUCUACAGCUAUGUCCAUUUUAGUUUGAUUCGGAUUUGGUAUCCUAGGAUGCAUGUGUUUGUGUCGUGUAGUUUGAGAAUUACUACACGGAGAUUACAAUUCUGCGCUUUGAUUGUGUAAUCAUGAUUUUUUAUAUUAAUAGUGACACAUACUUACAAUGGAAAUGAAAUAUGUUUCUGGUGCA